AUGGCUAUUCUCCUGCAAGACCCCAGCGUCGCCGCGUCCCCGAUCGAGAAGAAGGUCGCCUUCCUGCAAGCAAAGAACCUGACCCAGGAAGAGGUAAACGCUGCCCUCGCUCGCGUCGGUGCUGGCGUAGCGCCGCCACAAGCAUACACAUCCCAGGCCGUAGUCCCAGCACAACAGCAACAACAACAACAACACCAACCACCCCAACAGUACUACGGGCAGCAAUACCCCCCACAGCAGCAAUACCCCCCAUACGGAUGGCAACCACAACCACAGCAGCAAACUGUCCCACCUCGGCGUGAUUGGCGUGACUGGUUCAUAAUGGCUACCGUCGUCAGCGGCGUCUCCUACGGCCUCUUCUCCCUAGGGAAGCGCUACGUCUACCCCCUCAUCGCCCCCCCAACCCCCGAACGGCUGGAGCGAGACAAGAAAUCCAUCGACGAGCAAUUCGAAAAGACGUUUGCUUUGGUGGAGCAGCUGGCCAAAGACACGGAAGCCCUCAAGGCCGCCGAGACGGAACGCACCGAAAAGCUCGACACGGCCCUCAACGAACUCGAGACGGUUAUCGGAGACCUCAAGUCGGCCAACCGCCGCCGCGACGACGAGGCGCAGCGGGUUAGGGAUGACGUCCAGAGCCUCAAGGACUCGAUCCCCCGCGCGUUGAACAACCAAAAGGACCUCACUGACACCAGGCUGAGGGAGGUCAAUGCUGAGCUCAAGAGCUUGAAGACGUUGAUCACGCAGCGGAUGAACCCGACUGCCACUUCGACCAGUGUGAAUAAUUAUCUUCGCCCGUCCACCGGCGGAACCACUCCUGCUGCUAGCCCGGCUGCUGUGACGCCCGUGGCCCCGGCUACGGUUGAGAAUGGGGAUGAGGCUCCCAAGACUACGACGUAUUCGGAUUAUUUGACUGGUAACCACAACCGGACCGGUUCCGCUUCUGCCUCGUCGCCUUUUAACAGCGGGAUGACGGCCAAGGCGUCGAUUCCGGCUUGGCAAAUGAUGGCUUCGAAGAAGGGUGCUGCUGCUGCGGCGGCGGGGCCGUCGUCGUCGUCGUCGACGGAGGGUGGUGAGGCGGCGGCGGGGAGCAGUGGGAACAGCACUGAUACCCCUGCUGCGAGCUCAUAG
Podospora bellae-mahoneyi is the source of this 1128-nucleotide messenger RNA. It is a transcript of the gene PEX14, whose product is annotated as peroxisomal membrane protein pex14. Gene Ontology annotation, biological process: protein import into peroxisome matrix, docking. Gene Ontology annotation, molecular function: signaling receptor binding. The transcript has 2 exons. The record is from RefSeq and is a predicted model, not a curated record. Gene Ontology annotation, cellular component: peroxisomal importomer complex; peroxisomal membrane. NCBI's taxonomy places the organism in Eukaryota, Fungi, Ascomycota, Sordariomycetes, Sordariales, Podosporaceae. The coding region runs from base 1 to 1128 and encodes 375 amino acids.